Molecule: messenger RNA, 5236 nt
Organism: Megalobrama amblycephala (Wuchang bream)
Lineage: Eukaryota; Metazoa; Chordata; Actinopteri; Cypriniformes; Xenocyprididae
Product: protein mono-ADP-ribosyltransferase PARP14-like
Exons: 15
Coding region: 62-4240 (1392 amino acids)
Biological process (GO): negative regulation of gene expression
Cellular component (GO): nucleus; cytoplasm
Molecular function (GO): NAD+ poly-ADP-ribosyltransferase activity; transcription corepressor activity
Source: RefSeq, a predicted model, not a curated record
ACAGUCUGUAAUAUGAGGCAAAGCAAAAGUGAAAGCAUCUCAGAGCACCUAUAGCCUAUUCAUGUCAAAGCUCAACACAACAAUCGGAUUAAAGAUGGAGAACUACCAGUACGCUGUGUUUUUUAAGGCAAAUAAUCUCUCUGAUGUGGAAGUUAAACAAAUACACAAAUACUUUAGCAUCAAGAGAAGAUCAGGCGGAGGACAGUGUGAGAUCAACAAUGUGGGUGACAACACCUACAACAUACGUUUCAUAAACAAAGAAGCUCAGGAAAGAGUACUAGGCCGAAAGGAUCAUGUCAUCAAUAUAUCCGGACAAGAGGAGAUCCAUGUUUCAUUAAGAUGUGACAAUGUUCCCGAAAGCAGCAAACAACCCGAAGCAUCUGCUAAUCAGGAAUGUGCAAGUGCUAAAAGUAUGGAGAAAGUUUUUAAACUAGACUCUUAUCUAUUACGCUACCUCACUGAAUGUCAAAAGGCGAAUUCAGACUUGGAGAAAAAACUCUCUUUGAUCUCCAGCACCUUCAAGAUCCACAUUGACUCUGAAGAGGUUGUGGUGGCGAGGGACCCGGCAGCUAAAGACAAUUGUCCUCUGAAGAAAUGGGAAUUUGCAGUCGACCAAGUGUUCGAGACUUUAAAGUCACGCUAUAAUGUCUACUUUGAGGUUGAUAGGAAAAAAUCUGAAAUUUUGGAAGAACACCAUUACCUCUCUGGUGACAACUUAAAAAUCUAUUGUGAAGAAGACACGUUUUUAGCCGUCGUGGUUGGAGAGUGGAAACAAGUUGAGAAGAUUUUAAAAUUUGUAAGUGGCUUGCAUGAUCAACAGCAAAUUCAACAAGAGUGUCGAGUGUCUGAAAAGCAAUUUGCCCUCAUCAAAGAGAAGUUUGAGUCAUACAUAAAAUCUGAUUUACCUGCGCUUAAGAUUACACAGGAAAAAACAGACGUUCUCCUUUUGAAGGGUCCUGAGGAAGAGGUUUGUGCAGGUGAAAAAGAGCUUUUAAACUUAGCAAAAGAAAUCAAAGAGAAGAGGAUCCUAUCACAUCGUCCUCUUAUGACCUUCUUGGAAUCAAGUGGCGGUAUACAGCACUUCGAAAACCGAUUUCAACAGAGCCUCCGCAGCCCGGUUAUGCUCAAGACUUCAGGUUCAGAUCUUCUUCUGUUGAGUUUGUCUGACGGAGUGCUACAGGAGGCAGCUGCUGCUGUGCAGAGAGACCUGUGUUUGGAGACCGUGCACCUGAAAAACACUCAAAAGUCAGCUGCGUUUAAUACGCUGAAGGAGGAUUUGAGUAAAGCCGUCAAGCAGGCCAAUCGUGACAGUGUUAAAGUGGAGCUUAAAUACCUGGAUGAAUCAAGUUCUGACCCCAAAGUGCAAAUGGUGGGCUACACUACUGAAGUUAAUAGGCUGAAAAACAUCGUGCUGGAAUACAAAAUAAACCAUCAGAACCAUCAUGACUCCCUGCCUCUUCCCAGGCCAGAAAUGGCAGACCACUUCCCGGAGAUCUUGUCGAUGGCUGGUGUAAAGAAGAGUGGUGUGGAAAUAAAGCCAACGAGUUUUCCUUCCCCAUGCGUCCACCUCACGGGACCUCGUUGCGAAGUUGAGAGUUUGAAGGACAGCCUUGAGUCAUUUCUUCACAGUCUUGUCACUAAACAAUUUGAGGUUAAAGGACCUGGAGUUCAACUAUUUUUUCGAAGUGAUGGUGCAGAGACUUUGAAAUUAGUGAAGAGUUCUUAUAUGGUUUGCAUACUGCCCAUUGAUGAUGGGCGUAAUAGAGGUAACGUGCCCAUAUACAUGAAUACGGGUUUUCAGAGCUUGCCAUCUGCUGCAUCUGCUGCAUCUGCUGCAUCUGCCCAACACUCUCUGGACUUUGAGAUACACAUUAAAGUUGUGGUUGGUAGUCUUGAGCAACAACAGGCCGAUGUGUUUGUUGCACCGAUGAUAAACACAAAUUUGACCUCAACCUUGAUUGGAUCAUCCCUGCUGAAAAAAGCAGGACAGCAGCUUCAGACUAACUUCAACAAUGCCAAGGGAAAACGCACACUUACUCCUGGAGAUGUACUGGAGGUAGAUGCGACACCAGCGUUGGGAUGUUCAAAGGUUUUCUUCAUAGAAUGUGUGCCCAAAGGAAAAAACCACAACAGCGAAAAAGCACUUCGCUGCGGACUUGGCCGAGUUUUUGCACUAUGUGAGCUGAAUUCCUGGAGUUCAAUUGCACUGCCAAUAAUCGGACCCGGCAUAGUGCUAUCGAUACCGGUCAAAGAUGCCGUUAAUAUUCUUACUCAUGAGAUCUGCGGAUUUUUAUCUCGAUCCACUGGUUGCCUGCAGACCUUUUGUAUCGCCAUAAUGCCUAAUUACGCUCAUUCUGAGGAAAUGUUCCAGACAGUCUGUGCGGAUCUGAGUGCAAAAAUGGUGGACAACACAGGACAAGCUCUGUUUCACUCACUGACCUCUGACCUUGAUGAGAUCAUCAUGCCAGUAGAUAGGGUUGAACUCCAUCUAGUGUUUGGUGACAUCACCAAUGAGACUACUAAUGCCAUUGUGAACACCACUGACUUUAAGGACUUCCAGACAAGUGGAGUGUGUAAAGACAUCCUCACCAAGGCAGGACCUCAUGUCCAGGGUCAACUGACAGGGGCUCAGGUACCAAGUGGACAAAUCUUUACAACCCCACCAGGAGGAUUCCCAUGUAAGACAAUCAUGCAUGUGUGUGGAGAGAGGGACACCGGUGUUAUCAAGACCUUGGCAAAAGAAAUAGUGGUUCAAUGUGAGCGCAGCCGCUACCAGUCUGUGGCCAUUCCUGCUAUCUGCGCUGGACAAGGAGGUUUGGAUCCAAAUGUGGUGGCCAAGUCCAUUCUAGAGGGAAUAAAGGAUGGUGUUCAAGGAGCGAAUCUUCAAUAUCUCAAAACUAUUCGGAUCAUUCUGCUGAAGAUUAAUGUUUUCCUGGAGUUUAAAGCGAUGGCACAGCAAAUCUUUGGUGGUAAUACACAGUUGACAGCUCCUGCACCACUUGUACCUACAAGCAUAACCUCCAGAGGGCGCAGUAGAUCGACUUUCUCAUCCAGAUCCCGAUCACUUUCUGUACCACACUCUAUUGACUUGAGUUCUCUAGUCACAGCUUUGCCAGUCACAGACAACACAGCACCAUUUCUAGUCAUUGGUCACACCAGUAAUGAAGUAUCUGAUGCCUGCAGAGAACUUCAGCGGGCUUAUGACAGCCAAUGCUCCACACACUCCUUCCACACAGAGGAGACAGAACACUUUACUCUGGAUGAGAUGGACCAGCUGCGCUCUAAAAUCAAUUCACUGCACCUGCAGCUGGAACGGAUCAGCUCUGGAGGAUGGGUAGUGAAAGGGCUGAAGGAUGGUGUGAAUGAGGUAUUCAGACUGAUACAAGGUGCACUUCUCAGACAGGUAAGAGAGAAGGACCAGACAUCCCUCUUCACUCAAGUCACGUGGUGUAUUCUGGGACCACGGGGUGUUUGGCAGAAGGUUCCUAUAGAGGUGAAUUAUAAGCUUGAGAGAAAUGAUGUGAAAGAUGGAAUUGUGGAUGCACAGGGUGUGAAAUGGACUGUGGAUUUGAGAAAGAUGGAGGCCACAGCAUGUGAUUCAGGACAAGUGACAGCUCUCAAACGACUGGAGAACCUUUCAGAUUUCUCUUUGCCCAUCAACUGGGACAACAUGAGUCAAGAUGAUCAUUUAAAGGUGAUUGCUUUAGAUCCACAAUCUGCAGAGUACCAGAAUGUGAAGGCAGAUUUCAAGAAGACCGUCACAAAAACAGUGCUCAAGAUUGAGCGCAUCCAGAACAUGAAUCUUCGGCGGUUAUAUGAAGGACGUAAAAAAGAGCUGGAGAGCAGAAAUGGUCUCACUGUGGGAGCAGGAGAGAAGACCCUUUAUCACGGCACAUCAGAGGUGUCCUGCUCAUCCAUCAUGAAGUCAAACUUUAACCGCAAUUAUGCUGGGCAAAAUGCCACCUACUUUGGUCAUGGGACAUACUUUGCUGUGAACGCCAGCUACUCUGCCCAGCCUACCUAUGCAGUUCCUGCAGCAGACGGGACUCAGCUCAUGUUUGUGGCUCGUGUGCUUACGGGUCAUUAUGCUCAGGGUCAGGCGAACAUGAAGACGCCUCCUGUUUCCGUCGCACCUGACCAGUAUUAUGACAGUGUGGUGGAUAACACACAGAAUCCCUCCAUGUUUGUGGUUUUUCACGACUGCCAGGCUUAUCCAGACUACCUCAUCACGUUCAAAUGAACUUCAACCAAAACAAGCCUUGGUUUGUUCCCUGUAAAGUCAACCAGAUGAGCUCUGGAUGAAUUAUAAACCCUUACUAUUUGUUGGAGCCAUUUAUAGUUGGUUUAACAUUUAGGCUAAAUAUAAUCACCUUUUAUAAUAACCAAACCUUUUAUUCAAAGGUUAGAUUCAGUUAUCAUAUAGCAGAUACCUCUUUAAGCUUUAUAUCUACUCAUUGGAUGUGAGUGUUUUAGUGACCAAUAUGACUCAAUUUACACAAUUUAAUGAUAGCAAAUGUUGAAAUUACAAAAACGUAUGACAGCAGAAAAAGUGCAAUAUCAUUUGACAAAGCUGUCUGUAGUUUAUGGAACUGCAAAUGAAAUACUUAAGUAAAUUGCACAUAGUCGUUGUCUGACUUGUGCAAAACACACAUGUGAUAAUUAGCUUCAGGCGAUUGAUUCAUCACUCCAGUAUAAAAAAAAAAAAGGAAAGUUUUGACAUUUGUAUUGGUUAUAUUCCUUAUUGCAUAUUUCUUUCUCAGUUCCCAUGUCUCCUUCAGGCUCCUCACUAUCAUGAUGAAAUCAUUUGACGUUGUUUUGGAUGAAAUGUCGGAGUUUGCAUAAUUCUCUAAAACAUUAACUGGAAGCGAAAACAGUCUAUAGCAGAAAACAGUCUAUAUUGUAACAGAAGAAGUUGUUUUCUUGUAUUAUUUAACUCAAUUUCUAUUUUUCUUUCAUUUUCUUAAAUUAAUUUAGCUUAUUAAUCUGCAGAAUGAAUUAAUCAACCACUAUUUUAUAGAGGUAAUCUCCCAUUGACCUGUAAGCUUUAAAAAUGUCUACAAUUCUAAAUCCAUCUAAUGGUGAUGAUGGUUGCGAUAUUUGCAUACUGAAUUGUGAUUGGUUUUUGCUUUCCUGUCUUUACAGCACUUAUCACUAGCACUUUGUUUAAAGUUGAGUCACUUGUUAUACUGUACUUACAUGUACAAGAACAAUAAAAUCUUUAUUGAGAAUGAUAAAA